Molecule: messenger RNA, 303 nt
Organism: Iphiclides podalirius (scarce swallowtail)
Lineage: Eukaryota; Metazoa; Arthropoda; Insecta; Lepidoptera; Papilionidae
Source: the annotation of a GenBank genome assembly
AUGGAUGAUCCCUUCGUGUCCUGCCCGUACAACAUUGCUCAUCGGGUUCCUCGCUCGCGUAUACAAGCGCACAUCGCGAAAUGCCAAUUGAGGUACCCGAAGCUCCACAUUUGCCCGUACAAUGCCACCCACCGGCUGCCUGAAACGGAAAUGAAGGCUCACGUCUUAAGCUGCCCGGCAAAGGAUGCCAUCUUCCCAGGAGACAAACCUCCGAAAGUCACUGGCUCGCUGACCAAACCUAAGCCAAUAUUACAAAGAGAUUACCUGCCUGAGACUGAUCCAAAUCACGAAAUAUGGGAUGAC